AUGAAGGCAGCCAUAUCACCGCUUUUCAUCAUUUUACUAAUUAUAAUGAUGUGUAGUUGCGGCAUUAUUUCCGCUCUUGACCUUGCCAGAACAAAUGCAGCGGAACGUCGCCCACGUGUUGAUUUGAAAAUAUCCGAACGAGACCAACAUAACUCAAUUGAGAAGUACAACAAGCACAUUCGCCAAUCUCGAAGAUUACGUAACGAUGAUAUUGACGGCAUUGAUCAAGGAAGCAGGGUCUCUCCUCCAAUAUUUACUUCGAUCACUACUUGGGGAUGUGGUGUCGACGAGAUUGUUUGUCCAUCGACCGGUGAAUGUAUACCUAGCUAUUAUUUGUGUGACGAAGUGCCAGAUUGCCCAGAUGCGUUUGACGAAUCAGACUCUUUGUGCGACUAUACCGUGUGCGGACUUGAUAUGAUCAAAUGUCCAGCUGAUGGAGAAUGUCUAAUUUCGUUUGAAAUGUGCAAUGGAUACGAAAUGGACUGCAGUGACAACUUUGAUGAAUCGACAGCUAUCUGUGGAGUUGAAUGUGGACGUGGAGAAUACCAGUGUUCAGAUGGAAGAUGCUUGCCAACUUAUUGGGUGUGCGAUGGGUAUGAUGACUGUGACGACAGUGGUGACGAAGCGCCCUCUAUAUGUGCAGGUUGCAGUGUAGGAUUCUUGAAAUGCUCCGAUGGAACGUGCAUAUCAACUGAUAAAGCGUGUGAUGGAAUACCAAAUGACUGUUCUGGCAAUUAUGAUGACUCGCUAGAAUUGUGUAGGAAUGGUCAUACUGGAUGCACACAAUUUGCAUGUUCAACUGGUGAAUGCAUUUGUCAAAUGCAUCUUUGUGAUGGAAUCGCAGAUUGUGUCAGUGGUGAAGACGAGACAAACUGUCCUUGUACUCUGGCUGAAUUUACCUGUACUGAUGGUAGCUGUAUUCCUUUAUCCUACAAAUGUGACGGAAUAGCAGACUGUUCUGAUGCGGGUGAUGAAAGCACACUGAUAUGUAAUCUGACCCCCUGCACACAGCUGCAAUAUGAAUGCUCUACUUGUGAAUGUAUUUCUACAGAUCAGCUAUGUGAUGGUAUUAGUGAUUGUCCUAGUGGUGAAGAUGAGACAAACUGUGGUUGUACAUGGGCUGAAUUUACCUGUACUGAUGGUAGUGUAUUCCUUUGUCUUACGAAUGUGACAGAAUAG
Messenger RNA from Saccoglossus kowalevskii, 1179 nucleotides. RefSeq lists its product as uncharacterized. Lineage: Eukaryota; Metazoa; Hemichordata; Enteropneusta; Harrimaniidae. The record is from RefSeq and is a predicted model, not a curated record. Gene Ontology annotation, cellular component: plasma membrane. Gene Ontology annotation, molecular function: protein binding.